Messenger RNA from Entrophospora candida, 1041 nucleotides. The record is from the annotation of a GenBank genome assembly. Lineage: Eukaryota; Fungi; Glomeromycota; Glomeromycetes; Entrophosporales; Entrophosporaceae.
AUGUACAUGAAAUUUCUAACAUAUUUAAGAAAUAAAACUUUAAAUCCUGAAAGACCUGUUACAAAUGCUUUAUACACAACACUUGAAAGGCUUAAUCAACCUUUAAAAUUUCGUCGCUCCUUUGUUGCAUCAGAUGUCGUAUUUGCCAUGGAAAACAAUCAAACAAUUCGACAUAUUGUUAAUAGACAGCAACAAGAUGCACAUGAACUAUUCCAACUUUUGUUGCAAUCUUUGAGUUAUGAAGAUGAAAUGAGUCGACGUCCUAAAUCGCUUUUAGAUCUUGAAAUGAUACGUUUACUGGCAAAUAAUGAAAAAAUUCCAUUAUUAAUCGGAGAAAAAAACCCUCUUUUUGGAUUAACAGCUUGUCGAAUUUCUUGUAUGAAGUGUGAAUAUUUUGGUCCAAUCAGACAUUCAACAUUUGAUAAUAUUUCUAUUCCACUUCCAAGAGAAAACUCAACAACUUUAGAUAAACUUCUUGGAACCUUUGUUGGAAUAGAUUUUAUUAACGAAUAUAAUUGCCCAAGAUGUAGUUUACAAGAAACAUUAUCAACUAUUGAAAAUCAAUUGUCAAAAGUUAAAGUUAUUGACAAAAAACUUCUUGAGGAUCCAAUUAAACAAACAAUUUUUGCAAAUCUUCCUCAAGUACUGGUGAUUCAUCUAUCACGAUCCAUAUUUCUUACAAACGGAAUUUCUUUGAAAAAUUCAUGCCGGGUUGAAUUUUCUGAAAUAGUUGAUAUGUCAAAAUAUACAACCAUUGGAUAUUCUGCUACAAUGCCAAGUGAACCAUUAUCCCCUUCAUCGCCAAUAUCUCCUUCACCAAUUGCGUCACCUGUUUUGGCUGGAAUUAAUGACGAUAAUAAAUAUCAACUCAAGACAGUAAUAGUUCAUCAAGGAGACCAUAGAAAUGGCCAUUUUGUUACUUAUCGCAAACGUGAAGAUAGUGUUAACUGGUGGUAUCUCUCUGACGAAAGUGUUAAAGAAGUCAGUUUAUCUCAUGUUCUCUUAGAAGAAGCAUAUAUGCUAUUUUAUGAAAAAUGUUAA